Molecule: messenger RNA, 1185 nt
Organism: Papaver somniferum (opium poppy)
Lineage: Eukaryota; Viridiplantae; Streptophyta; Magnoliopsida; Ranunculales; Papaveraceae
Exons: 1
Coding region: 1-1185 (394 amino acids)
Molecular function (GO): nucleic acid binding; RNA-DNA hybrid ribonuclease activity
Source: RefSeq, a predicted model, not a curated record
AUGAAUGGGUUAUUCCUUCUGAACUUCUUGAUAUGGUUUCAAUCAAUGAGCUACCUGUACUCAGUUUGGAGGAAGACAAAAGAAUCUGGAGUAGCACAAUUACUGGGGGAUUUCUCUGUUUCUUCUGCAGUUGAGUGUAUCAGAGCAAAGUAUUCAAAAGUGAGCUGGGUACAUCAGGUAUGGAAUUACUCAAUUCAUCCAAAUAUUUCAAGCAAUAUCUGGAAACUUAUAAGAAAUAUUUGCCCAACUGAUGAAAAAAUGAAAACUAGGAAAUUUCAACUUGCUUCUAGAUGUUGUUUUUGUAAGAAAGAUGAGGAAACUCUAGAGCACAAUAUAUGGAAAUGCAACUAUAGUGAGCUAAUUUGGAAGUGGUUAGGAGGGAUGUUUAAUUUCAAGAACCCUAAGUCCUUUGAUGAAGUCUUUAGUUCUGCAAAACAUAAAAGUCUUACAGUUGGUGAAAUAUGGAGAUAUGCUGCUUUCAUUACUCUCAGGGAACUGUGGUUUCAAAGAAAUAGAAGUGUUUAUGAGGAUGAAGUCUUCAAUGAACAAAAUAUUAAAUCAAGAAUCUUGAAACUUACUGCUGAAGGAGAAAUUAGAAUGAAACAGCUCAUGUGGAAUACUGCAUAUGAUCUGCAAAUGCUAAAACAGUUUGGUAUGAAAUGCAGAAGGGUCAAGACUUGUGUUAUUAAAGAGAUUUCCUUCAAAUUGCCUCAGAAGAAUCAACUUCUCUUGUGUUGUGAUGGGGCUUCAAGGGGGAACCCUGGGAAUUCAGGUUAUGGGAUUAUGGCCAGAAAUGAUAAAGGAGAAGUGGUGGUAGCUAUAGAAGGAGGUCUGGGGAUUGCUACUAAUUUCUUUGCAGAAAUUAUGGCAAUUCUUUGUGUAGGAGAAUGGGCUAUCCAUAAUGGUUUCAGAAUCCUUCUUUUCAGUACAGACUCAAAAGCAGUAAUUGCUGCUUUUGAAAAUUUGAGAGUUCCUUGGUUUGCAAUUGCUAGAUGGAAGCAAAUCUGCAACAUUGCUACCAAAUGUGAGUUUCUUCAUAAUUACAGAGAAGUGAACUUCUCUGCAAAUGAUCUAGCUAACAGAGGAGCAACUAUGCAGAGAGGAGAUCAACACAUAUACACAAGCAAACCUCCCUUCCUUGUAAAUCUUGAAAAUGAAAAGCAGAAGUACUUUAGGACAGUUUAA